Messenger RNA from Dibothriocephalus latus, 1536 nucleotides. NCBI's taxonomy places the organism in Eukaryota, Metazoa, Platyhelminthes, Cestoda, Diphyllobothriidea, Diphyllobothriidae. The record is from the annotation of a GenBank genome assembly.
AUGCCACCAAAAAAGGGCAAAUCGCCCAAAUCGGGUAAGUCACCAAAAUCCGACAAGAGUAAGUCUCCCAAAAACAAAAAGGGCAGUCCAGCCGUAGAGGAGCCCUACGUAUGGGUGAGGCCCCAACCUCCGCCUCCACCACCAGAUCCGCCGAAAUCGCACUGUUUAUGGAAAAUUCGGCGCCAAGUUUGGUAUCCCCAUGCAAAUCGCCUGCACUUUGAGUACAAGGAGUGGUUUUGGUCGCCCUAUUGUCCAACAAUCACGAGCUGGGGGGACAUUUGGAUAUCAGAGCCUCAACAGCGCAGAAUACAACGAUACACCCUUGACCCUGUGAGUGCCAAAAUCACGCGAAUUCCUCAACCUGUGAUCACGAAAGGUGAACCGCGAAUGAUCCUUGAGAUUCCUCGGACCGGAAGAAUUGCAGCUCUAUUGACCGGUUCAAAAGCCCUUACCACCGCACUGGUCCUUUACGACCCAAUUGAACUAAAAGAGGAGAAGAGGAUAGAGUUUAAGUAUGCAGCUCUUGAUCCGGCCGAAAUUCCAACGUCCACUCUACCGGAUAGCAAAGAGCCCGAACCGCGAAGGUACACAUUACUUGAUGAGUCAACUCCGAUUGGAAUGUGUGCUGAUCUAAAUUACCUGGUUGUCCUAUUUCAACCGCUUCAGCGCAUUAAAAUAUACAACCCGGUGACGUUGGCGCCCUACGAUGUCAUGCUCGAGAAUGCCUACCCCGAUGAAAACACAUGCAUUCUUCUAGCCAGCUCUGGGGGUUGUGCAAUGUACGACGACUACCUUUAUGUUGCGGCGACUCGACCGCCUCGAAUUCAGGUCUUAAAAAUACAUGACAGCAAGGUCCUAGGAAGGGUUGAUACGAUUCAUUUGGUGAUCUACAGUGACCUGGGACUUGACCGAUUUUCAUUCGGUGAACCGUUCGGAGUGCAGGUGGAUUCACUGGGCAUGCUGGUGGUGUCGGAUUCUAAGGCUGGCUUCUUUCAUGUGUACAAUGUAAGACACAGGCCGGCCGGUCCAUGGCUACCUUCAUUGGAGCACGGGUCAACCUGCUAUAUGGGUUCUUGGAAGAUCGAUGCCUAUCAGCCCAUUAGACCGGGGCACUUCAGUCUUUCUAAAAAUGGAUGUGCUUGUGUUGUGGACCGAUGGAACAAUAAAACUCACCUAAUAAUGGAUCAAACUGAGUUGCGAUGGUACGAUGAUACAUACUGUGUCCUAGAAGACCUCAAAUACGAUCGUGAGGUACUGGAUCCCCUGAUGCCUCGGGAAGGACUUCCCCGGCCACCAACACCAACAGGGGACAAUCCUGUUUUCGCAAGGAGGAUUAGUAAUCUGACCGAACCCUACCCCGAGGAAAUAAUCUUGCCAGAGAGUUGGAUGGCCAGGUUCAGAAGAAAAGGCCAAGCGCCGGUAGAACCAGAGGAUAAAUCACCAAAGGGCAAGUCGAAAGGGAAGGGCAAAGGCAAAGGUAAGGGAUCUCCAAAGUCCAAAGGAAAGGGUUCUCCAAAUUCCAAACGCAAAAAGUAA